CCGGGAAUGAAGCCACGGUGCACGGGCGGUGGGCACUUCCGGUUUAUCAGCAAGUUCUGACAGAUUGCAUUUCGAAACUAAGCGAUGGCAGAGCGGGGAAGGUUACUGUGACAGUUUCAUUUCUGCUUCAGUGUAAGACGCGGCAGUCACAAAGGAAACCUGUGCAACCAGAAGACGUAAUCGUUACAUUGCAUUCAUUGUGCUGAAGAUUGCAUCACUAGAACCCAGUGGAUUAACCCUGAAUUUCUGCGUAGAUGGGGGAUUCCUGAUAUGAAAAGAAUACAAUCCAGUGAACAAGAAACUAUAAUGAAUCAGAGAACCAUGCAGAAAGGAUAUACUUCAUAAAAAAAAAUAGCACAUCUGUUUUCUGGAUCCUCGUGCAGCAUAUCACAUCAGGUUCUAGGACAUAACCACUGCAGUCAAAUAUCUAAGUCUUUUGGUGAAGAAAUGUCACAAAUGGAGGCUUCAAACAAUUCUUUAGAUGAGCCAGAGCCACAGAUGAGCACAGAAGACAAGUCUUCUAGAGAGGAAAAGACACUGGUGCACAAGAAAGACAUGUCUUCUGGUGAUCCAGGGUCACAUGCUAGCACUACAAACCAAUGUCCGGAAGAGGAAAACUCACAAGAGGACACCACAGUCAAGGCAUUUGGAGAAGAUGAGCCACAUGUGAAUGCCACAGUCACCUCUUUAGGUGAGCCAGAAACACCGGUGGGCAUCAUGGGUAAAUCUGGAGAGCAGGAGUCACAGAUAUAUACGACAGACAACUCUGGUGAUCUACAGUCUCAAGAAACCAAACCAGACUUGUCUUGCAAGGAAAAGUCACACUUGAACAACACUGAUAAGCCUUCUAUCAAGGAAGAAUCACAUGUGAGUAACACAGAUGAGUCCUCUGGUGAGGAAGUGCUACCAACAAGUACCACAGACAACUCUGGUGAUCUACAGUCUCCAGCAACCACACCAGAUUUGCCUUGCAAGGAAAAGUCACACUUGAACAACACUGAUAAGCCUUCUAUCAAGGAAGAAUCACAUGUGAGUAACACAGAUGAGUCCUCUGGUGAGGAAGUGCUACCAACAAGUACCACAGACAACUCUGGUGAUCUACAGUCUCCAGCAACCACACCAGAUUUGCCUUGCAAGGAAAAGUCACACUUGAACAACACUGAUAAGCCUUCUAUCAAGGAAGAAUCACAUGUGAGUAACACAGAUGAGUCCUCUGGUGAGGAAGUGCUACCAACAAGUACCACAGACAACUCUGGUGAUCUACAGUCUCCAGCAACCACACCAGAUUUGCCUUGCAAGGAAAAGUCACACUUGAACAACACUGAUAAGCCUUCUAUCAAGGAAGAAUCACAUGUGAGUAACACAGAUGAGUCCUCUGGUGAGGAAGUGCUACCAACAAGUACCACAGACAACUCUGGUGAUCUACAGUCUCCAGCAACCACACCAGAUUUGCCUUGCAAGGAAAAGUCACACUUGAACAACACUGAUAAGCCUUCUAUCAAGGAAGAAUCACAUGUGAGUAACACAGAUGAGUCCUCUGGUGAGGAAGUGCUACCAACAAGUACCACAGACAACUCUGGUGAUCUACAGUCUCCAGCAACCACACCAGAUUUGCCUUGCAAGGAAAAGUCACACUUGAACAACACUGAUAAGCCUUCUAUCAAGGAAGAAUCACAUGUGAGUAACACAGAUGAGUCCUCUGGUGAGGAAAUGUCACAAAACAUUGUCAUGGACAAGCCUUUUGGAGAGGUAAAGCCACAGAUGAAUGCUGAAGACAAAUCUUUAAGUGUGCCAGAGUGCCAGAUAGGCACCACAGAAAAGUCUGUUGCGCAAGAGUUAUGUGCAAGCAUUACAGUCAUGUCUGCUGGUGCAGAGUUGCAGGAAAGCAAGUGUCCAAGCAAACAAGAGUCACAGAAAUGCACCACUGUAGAGCAAAAACCUGUAAAGUUUAACGCGGAUGAGUUGAGGCAAAGACGGUUUGCCCAUACUGAUCACCGCAAAUCACCAACUGGCAAACUAGAGUUUCAGAUGGACGUCACAGACAAGUCUGAGCUGCAGUCACAAGAAAGAAAGUCUCAAGUGCAAGUCACAGGUAAAGAUUCCAGAGCAAGCACUAAAUACAAGUCUGCUGGUGGGCCGGAGUCACUGGGAGGCAUUAUAGACCCAGAGUCACAGAAAUACCCCACUGUUGAGCAAGCAUUUUUAAAGGUUAACCCAGAUGGAAUGAGACAAAGACCUCUGGACACAAAUGAUGAGUCUCAAACAGGCAAACUCCCUACAAGAUAUCGUUGGCUGAUCGGUGGUUUUAUAGUUUUGACCCUGGCUGUGGCUUUAGUACAUACUUUCCUCUCCUCAAAAGAAAAACCUCCAGUCGACCAUGAGUCUGUGCUCAACAUUUUUUUUAAAGAAUUUGCAAGUCUCAAGAAGGAUUUCCCAGGACAGUAUGAAGGUUUGUGGUUUAGAAGUGAAAAGCUACUGCAGAUGCACCUCAACACGUCUGAUCCAAGCGCACCUUUGAUACUAAUGCUCACCGCAGCCCAGGAUGGAGAGCAGACUUUACGUUGUAUGAGCAAACGUCUAGCAAAGUCCUAUGCCGACUCCCUCCGCGCCAGAUCAUUGAUGGUUGAUGGACCAUCUAUGUCCAAGUAUGAUAGUGCCACCGGCAAAAUGCAGAUAGAUGAUCAGCUCAGUUCAGGAUUUCAGUCUAAUAGUCGGGCAGCAGUUUUGCACCGUUUGGAAAUGUUACCCUCCGGCUCCUUACUCAUCCUCUAUAAAUACUGUGAUCAUGAAAAUGCAGCCUUCAAAAAAGUGGCCCUAGUGCUCACGGUCCUCCUGAAUGAAGAGUCGCUAGAGACGGAUCUUUCAUUGACAGACGUGGAAGAGAAAGUGAAGGACCUUCUUUGGGCACGGUUUGCGAGUUCAGAAGUCAGCGCACACAAUGAGAUGGACGUUGACAAACUGAGCGGAGUGUGGAGCCGCAUUUCUCACGUAGUUCUUCCAGUACUGCCUGUGGGGUCCAUAGAAAGCGGAAGCUGUCCUGGGAGUCAGGACUAAAUAUUUUAAAGGGGGUUUCCAAAGAUUCUGAUGUUGAUCAACUGUUUGAGGAGGCUGCUGCACUCUGGUGAGCGCCAUUGGCCUCUUUGUAGCUUACCAAGCGUAGCACCACGCAUUGGAUAGCGGAUAUGCUUCGUAUUGCAGCUCAGCCCUGUUCACUUGGCCGUGUCUCCAAUGAACAUGACAUCACUGGCCUAAAAAGAGCGCAACGGUCUCUCCAAAGAGCUGAAUCGUGAUUAGGACCCUGCUAACCUGAGGAUAGGUCCUCAGUAUCAGAAUUUAGGACAACCCCCUUUAAUCUUUUAGCUUUAGAUAGCCCAAGCUUUAACACAAAAUUCGCCCAAAUGUGCCUUUAAUAUAUCAGAAUAAUGUGUACAAGAUUGAAAUCUGAAAAUUGUGCAGUAUCUGAAAUUUUUCAUAAGGCGUCAAUAAUUUUUUAAACCACGAUAUCUAUUCGUAAAGAGGACUGCUCAGCUCUCCUGACAUAUGUUUUAGUAUAUAUGUGUAUUUCCUCUGAAAUAACAUCUUUUCUUAGACUGCUGCAAUGUGUCAUUCAGUUCUCUGUUAUUCCUCUUGCAAAUCUAUGAAUAAAUUGCCAGCCGGCCCUUACCAUACUGCUGGUCAUUGGGCCAUGUCCCUGUGCACGCUGACACUGUCCAGUCCCCGCUAGCCGUGUCAGACUUUAUAGAGGCACACCCCACUGGCAAAUUAAAUUGUAAGACUCAGUUGUCAAUUUACCCAUAUGUUUCCAGGCGGAAUAACCUAGAAAAGACCCAGUAGAGAUCUGGGAUCAGAAGGACCAGAAUUGUUUUAAUGUAACUUUAUUUUAGUAUUUGCUAAAAUAGAUAUGUGAGAAGAGAACACGGGUCCUCUUUAAUUAUCAUGUGGUAAGAGUCCGAUGUAGAAAAAUUAUGUACAUUCAAUUUUAUAUUUUUAAUGAAUCUCUAGAAUUAGAAUUUUGAUGCUCCUUUUAGGAACAGUGGUGGGGUGGGGGAGGCUAGUGGCUAUUGGAACCUCCACUAUUGGGGUGCAUUCACACGACGAUUGCAUCCUUGUUCUUG
Messenger RNA from Bufo bufo (common toad), 4115 nucleotides. It is a transcript of the gene TOR1AIP2, whose product is annotated as torsin 1A interacting protein 2. Gene Ontology annotation, cellular component: membrane. The transcript is spliced from 4 exons. The record is from RefSeq and is a predicted model, not a curated record. Gene Ontology annotation, biological process: membrane organization. Gene Ontology annotation, molecular function: ATPase activator activity. The coding region runs from base 448 to 3054 and encodes 868 amino acids. NCBI's taxonomy places the organism in Eukaryota, Metazoa, Chordata, Amphibia, Anura, Bufonidae.